This is a messenger RNA of Penicillium verhagenii, 1197 nucleotides long. RefSeq names its product undecaprenyl diphosphate synthase family protein. The coding region runs from base 1 to 1197 and encodes 398 amino acids. Lineage: Eukaryota; Fungi; Ascomycota; Eurotiomycetes; Eurotiales; Aspergillaceae. Gene Ontology annotation, cellular component: lipid droplet; dehydrodolichyl diphosphate synthase complex; membrane. The transcript has 2 exons. Gene Ontology annotation, molecular function: ditrans,polycis-polyprenyl diphosphate synthase [(2E,6E)-farnesyl diphosphate specific] activity. The record is from RefSeq and is a predicted model, not a curated record.
AUGGCGGGCUCAAUGCACUUGUCACGACUGCGGAACUGGUUCCUUUCCUCUCCGCCGAUCGAGCUUGCUAUCUCGAAUCUCAAGGAGCUUUUGGUUGGCGCACUCCGCCAGGGCCCGAUCCCUCAACAUGUGGCAUUCGUCAUGGAUGGAAAUCGCCGAUUCGCCCGGUCGCAUGGAAUUGAGACGGUAGAGGGACAUAAUCUCGGUUUUGAGGCACUGGCAAGGAUUCUUGAAGUUUGCUAUAAGAGCGGAGUGAAGGUCGUUACCAUCUACGCCUUCAGUAUCGAGAAUUUCAAGCGCUCGAAAUUCGAGGUCGAUGCUCUGAUGGACAUGGCUAGGGUGAAGUUGUCACAAAUGGCGCAGCACGGAGAUCUGUUGGACCGGUACGGAGCCAAGGUGCGCGUUCUUGGCCGACUCGAUCUCCUCAAGCCCGAUGUUCUGGCCGCUGUCAACAAGGCUGUCGAUUCCACUAGUCGCAACGGCGACCGCGUACUGAACAUCUGCUUCCCCUACACCUCCCGCGACGAGAUCACUGGCGCUAUUCGUGAUACCGUGGAUGACUACAGCACGCCGCUUGAGCUAAACGGCACUGCUCGAACCCCCUUCUCCGAAUCGCAUAUCAGACAUAAUAUACGUGCCCAGAAUCAAGGAUCCAAGCUACAAGACUCGCAGAGCGACUCUGGGUCUACGUCGGCGGAGUCUUCUACCCAGGACGACGAUUCGAUUCUGCGGAACGAUCGCUCCAACCGGGUCUAUGAGUCCGGCUCUUCUUUUUCAUCUUCCGCUACUCUUCACCUCGAUAAGAAUGGAUCUCAUGGAAAUGGAAAUCUAAACCACGGCGAUAAACCGACCUUCAUGUCUCCCGAAACUAUCUCCCGCCAAACCCUGUCUGACCAUAUGUUGACCAAGGGCACCCCGCCUUUGGACCUCCUUGUACGAACUUCGGCUGUGGAGCGCUUGAGUGACUUCAUGCUGUGGCAGUGUCAAGAAAAUACCGAGAUCGUAUUUUUGGACGUUCUGUGGCCAGAAUUUGACCUAUGGCACUUCCUACCAGUCCUGCUUCGGUGGCAGCGACGCAUAUCAAAGUCCCGACAGAACCCAGAUGCCGAGGGAAACUUUGCUGGUGAUAACGCAGAGCCCAGCGAAGAGGACGCAGACUCCAUGAUCUUGCGACAGAGCAAGAUGAAAGCUAUUUAG